This is a messenger RNA of Halteromyces radiatus, 1356 nucleotides long. RefSeq lists its product as uncharacterized. NCBI's taxonomy places the organism in Eukaryota, Fungi, Mucoromycota, Mucoromycetes, Mucorales, Cunninghamellaceae. The transcript has 5 exons. The coding region runs from base 1 to 1356 and encodes 451 amino acids. The record is from RefSeq and is a predicted model, not a curated record. Gene Ontology annotation, cellular component: clathrin vesicle coat; endosome; plasma membrane. Gene Ontology annotation, molecular function: phospholipid binding; clathrin binding. Gene Ontology annotation, biological process: endocytosis; Golgi to endosome transport.
AUGGAAGCUAAAGUCCAUGAAGCCACAAACAACGAAGCCUGGGGUGCCUCUAGUACUUUGAUGCUUGAAAUCGCUCAAGGAACUUUCAAUUAUCAAUACUUCAAUGAAAUCAUGCCUACUCUCUACAAACGAUUCACGGAAAAAGAAGCUAGUCAAUGGAGACAAAUUUACAAGGCUCUUGUCUUAUUGGAAUAUUUAGUCAAGAAUGGUUCUGAACGUGUUGUAGAUGAUGCUCGAUCACAUAUCUCCAUGAUCAAAAUUAUGAGAAACUUUCAUCAUAUAGAUGAAAAAGGAAAAGAUCAAGGUAUCAACAUUCGCAAUCGUGCAAAGGAAUUGGCGGAUUUACUUAGUGAUAUAGAUAGAAUCAAAGCUGAACGAAAAAAGGCACGACAAAAUCGCAACAAGUAUACCGGUGUUGGGUCAGAAUCUACUUCUUUCGGUAUGGGAUCUGGUGGAGGUGGAUUUAGUAGCUCAAGUGGAUCUCGUUUUACUGGAUUUGGCAGUGACUCAUUACCUACUAUGGGUAGUGGUGGUGGAUUCAGCAGUUCAGGCAUUGGUAGCAAUGGCUUUUAUGAUGAUGAUGAUAUUGGCGGUAAAUACGAUGAUGAUGAUGAUGUCGAUGUGAGCCGUUCUUCCAAGAAAACAACAACAGUUAGCAACCCAUCAAGUCCUAUUCAACGAUCUCAACCUGCAACAGCUAAGGAAGCCAAUUUGUUUGAUUUCGGUGAUAGUGAACCUAGCAAUGAACAAAAAGUGGAUGAUGAUUGGGGUGAUUUUGCCACUGGUGGUACUAGUAAUGGAAAUGAUGAUUUUGAUGAUUUUCAAAGUGCACCUGCAGUAUCAAAUACAGCGAAAACAACUGUUCAAACAUCAGCAACAACAGCAAAGAAGAAUGAUUUGUUUGAUUUAUUGGGUGACGACACAUUUACUUCAUCUUCAGCAGCACCCACAUUUGUAUCACCAUCGAUGGUAGCUUCUCAACCUUCGUUACUUGACCAACAAACCAAUACAUUUACAACAUCUUCGUCAUCAUCUCGACCUAUGACUCCUAGUAGCAACAUGACAACAUCAUCCAAUGUAUCUACUAACAACAACAACAAUAACAAUAAAAAAUCUGAUCUUCCAGGAGGUAUUUGGUCUCAAGCAUCUGGUUUUGUAUCUUUGGAUUCUUUGGGUAAAAAUAAUCAAACGAACAAGACAAGUACUGGACCUUCUAUGAAUGCUAUGAAAUCUACAAGUGUCAAUGCUGGUUGGAAUAAUUGGGCUUCUGCUAAUUCUUCACCUUUGAUGACUCCUCAACAACAACAACAACAACAACAAAAAUCAUCUUCUCCAUUUGAUGAUCUUUUAUCUUAG